ACAGGAAAUAUCAAAUGAAGAAUAUCUUUGUUUACAUGGGUCCGAAGAAGCAGGAAACGCUUCAAUUUGAUUAGUUUAGAAAUGAUCUAGGCACGUUUUCUUGUUGAAUCACUUUGCAAACAAUGAAAAACGAUCCAAUUGUCUUGUUUAGUUAGAUCUUUGGAGCAUGGUGAUGGUGUCAGCUUGCUACGAUGGUAGCUAGCUAGCUAUCUCGACGUUAGCAACAAUCAGUCGCUAGCUAAACAGCUCACGGAGGACGACUGACUAUGAUAUUUGACCUCCGACGUUAUUAAGAUAUUAAAAUAUUUAUAAAAGUUAAGAAAAAAAAUGGAUAUCAGUCUAACAGUUUCCCUAAUGCAGGGCCAGAUGGGUACCGUGAUAGAGAGAGCGGUGAGUGCCGCUGUUGAGACGGUGUUAGGGGAGAUGCUGAAGGUGGUCGGUAUUAAAUUCGACGAGCUGAAGAGGGAGGUCGCAGCAAAAGAAAAGGAGACCGAGAGCAUCAGACAGAUGCUGGACAUAUCCCGAUCUCAGAUGAAGACAAUGCGGAAGUACAUGAACGCUCUGGGUGCCAGGCAGCAGGAGCACUCUGCCACUUACCAGACCAACCAGAGUACAGCAUUCGGUCAUUCGGAUCCGCAUAGACCUCACUGUUCCUCAGCGGCUGCAUCCGAGGCAGCACAGUCCUCUGGUUUAUCACAACCACAGAGAAGGACGGUUACCAACACCCACACUGCCAUUACAAAUGGAAACGUACAGUCAAGGAAUCAAAUCACUAUCGCUCUACCCUCUGAUAACUUGGCCAGAUCCUCCCAACCUUCUGAGAAUAUUAUAAGGGCCACAUCAUCAUCAUCAUCGUUUGACAGCCAUGAUGACCUGACUGCCACGGUCUCACAAGCUCUGGAGAGCCCAUCAUUGAUCACCCCUGUCUCUGCAAUAAACAGUUCAUCAGAGCACCUGGAACCUUUGAAAGAGGAGCCCCCAGCCCCCCUGGACCCCGAGGUGUCUGAUGAGAGCCAGAGGAGGGAGGAGGAAGAAGAGUGUCAGGCUGAGUGGACCAUCAUUACACAGCCACCAGAGACCAGCACAGACCCUGGGGACCAGCUGGUCCUCUCCCCACCCAGGACUGACGGAGCAGAUUGCUUUGCCACCAUGGCUGCUGGGAGUGCCCAGCCUCAGCUCCAGGUGAAAGAGGAGGAGGCCGAGGUGGAGAUCAUCUGUAUCAAGCAGGAACCGGAGGACGUUGAGAGUUUGCUGUUCAACCUGGCUGCUGAGGUCCUCAACACCCAGGGCAACCUUUUAGACAGGCACACUCAGGGGAGCCUCCUGGACUGUCACAGGACAGUACCCUCACAGGGCCAGAGAGAGAGGACAGUACCCUCACAGGGCCAGAGAGAGAGGACAGCUUCCCUUUCCUCACAGAGCCAGAGGACAUUAACAGAGCACACAGUGUUCAGCUCAGCCAGCCCUUGUACAUAUGGGCUGUCCCAGCCAGUGAUGCCCAUGUCAUGCGGAGUUGCUCCCAGGCCAAUGGUGCGUCCGUGGCCCAAAGACCUGAGUCUGUACGAGGAGUUUAAAAUGAGACGAACUGAGCUGAGGAGGAGGAGCCAGACCCGUCGGAGGGAGAUGGAGAAGAACCUUCCCCAGCCUCUAUUAGCUGACCUGGUGAAGGAGAGACGGGAGAAGACCCGGCUCAGAGUGGCCCGCUGGAGAGCCAAGAGGAAGCUGCAGGCCUGCCAACUGACUCAGAUGAGCCAGACACAACACCAGGCUGGACCUGGUCUGGGCCAGGGGAACAGUGGGCUGGCGAAUCAUAGCCCGAUUAGCCAACACACACAGCACAAAACCACAGGCCCCACUCAGACUCCGCAGAGGAACCGUGCUGCCCUCUCUCAAUCGCAGUACAAUAACAGUUUUUUGUACAACAGAAGUCACUGUGAGACUGGGGCUGGUAACGUUAACUACCCUCCUCACCAGUUCAACUCCUCCUCUCGAAUGCUGGGACAACACGGAGGACACAAUAUGGUGGAGCCUGUCAUGAUAUCAUCCUCACAGCAGGGCCUCUCACUGACUGACGCAGAGCUCUACCAGUAACAGUAGAACAACAGUACCAGGUCUACUCUACCAGUAACAGGAGAACAACAGUACCAGGUCUACUCUACAGGAGAACAACAGUACCAGUUCUACUCUACCAGUAACAGGAGAACAACAGUACCAGGUCUACUCUACAGGAGAACAACAGUACCAGGUCUACUCUACAGGAGAACAACAGUACCAGGUCUACUCUACAGGAGAACAACAGUACCAGGUCUACUCUACCAGUAACAGGAGAACAACAGUACCAGGUCUACUCUACCAGUAACAGUAGAACAACAGUACCAGGUCUACUCUACCAGUAACAGGAGAACAACAGUACCAGGUCUACUCUACAGGAGAACAACGGUACCAGUUCUACUCUACCAGUAACAGUAGAACAACAGUACCAGGUCUACUCUACCAGUAACAGGAGAACAACAGUACCAGUUCUACUCUACCAGUAACAGGAGAACAACGGUACCAGUUCUACUCUACCAGUAACAGGAGAACAACAGUACCAGUUCUACUCUACCAGUAACAGGAGAACAACAGUACCAGUUCUACUUUACCAGUAACAGGAGAACAACGGUACCAGGUCUACUCUACAGGAGAACAACAGUACCAGUUCUACUCUACAGGAGAACAACAGUACCAGUUCUACUCUACCAGUAACAGGAGAACAACGGUACCAGUUCUACUCUACCAGUAACAGGAGAACAACAGUACCAGUUCUACUCUACCAGUAACAGGAGAACAACAGUACCAGUUCUACUUUACCAGUAACAGGAGAACAACGGUACCAGGUCUACUCUACAGAAGAACAACAGUACCAGUUCUACUCUACAGGAGAACAACAGUACCAGUUCUACUUUACCAGUAACAGGAGAACAACAGUACCAGGUCUACUCUACAGGAGAACAACAGUACCAGGUCUACUCUACCAGUAACAGGAGAACAACAGUACCAGGUCUACUCUACCAGUAACAGGAGAACAACAGUACCAGGUCUACUCUACAGGAGAACAACAGUACCAGGUCUACUCUACCAGUAACAGGAGAACAACAGUACCAGGUCUACUCUACCAGUAACAGUAGAACAACAGUACCAGGUCUACUCUAACAGUAACAGGAGAAGAACAGUACCAGGUCUACUCUACCAGUAACAGGAGAACAACAGUACCAGUUCUACUCUACCAGUAACAGGAGAACAACAGUACCAGGUCUACUCUACCAGUAACAGGAGAACAACAGUACCAGUUCUACUCUACCAGUAACAGGAGAACAACAGUACCAGUUCUACUCUACCAGUAACAGUAGAACAACAGUACCAGUUCUACUCUACAGGAGAACAACAGUACCAGUUCUACUCUACCAGUAACAGGAGAACCAAUUAGAGGACACUUGUUUUGUAAGGAUUCUAUUCCCUAUGUGGUGCUCUACUUUGGACAAGGGCCUUUUUGGCUUCCUAGGGAAUACUUUGACUUAUGGGACACAACCUAUUACUUCUGGCUAAUAACAUGAGAUAUUUCACAUGGAAUUGUGUGUCUAACUGUCUAAGACAAAUGUAUUUAAAUGUGCUUUUAUUUUAGGAUAACAGCCUAAUAAUUAUUUAAUUGCUAACAAAAAAAUUACCCCCCAAUUUUUUUUUUGUACAACAAUUCUUUAUUAGAGUACAUUAUUGAUGUUAAAAUAGAGGCAGUGACCAUCCUUACAUGUCUAGAAAUAUACAUACUACAUGAAUAACUGCUAGAAUCAUAACAUGGAGGAUACUGUACUGAAUAACAUGGAGGAUACUGUACUGAAUAACAUGGAUACUGUACUGAAUAACAUGGGUACUGUACUGAAUAACAUGGAGGAUACUGUACUGAAUAACAUGGGUACUGUACUGAAUAACAUGGAGGAUACUGUACUGAAUAACAUGGGUACUGUACUGAAUAACAUGGAUACUGUACUGAAUAACAUGGAUACUGUACUGAAUAACAUGGGUACUGUACUGAAUAACAUAGAUACUGUACUGAAUAACAUGGAUACUGUACUGAAUAACAUGGGUACUGUACUGAAUAACAUGGAGGGUACUGUACUGAAUAACAUGGAGGGUACUGUACUGAAUAACAUGGAGGGUACUGUACUGAAUAACAUGGAGGGUACUGUACUGAAUAACAUGGGUACUGUACUGAAUAACAUGGAUACUGUACUGAAUAACAUGGGUACUGUACUGAAUAACAUGGAUACUGUACUGAAUAACAUGGAUACUGUACUGAAUAACAUGGAUACUG
This is a messenger RNA of Oncorhynchus kisutch (coho salmon), 4348 nucleotides long. RefSeq lists its product as uncharacterized. The transcript is spliced from 3 exons. NCBI's taxonomy places the organism in Eukaryota, Metazoa, Chordata, Actinopteri, Salmoniformes, Salmonidae. Bases 328 to 2091 code for a protein of 587 amino acids. The record is from RefSeq and is a predicted model, not a curated record.